CUUCAGUCUUGCACAGGUGUACCGGCUCCUCCCCUUCAGUCUUGCACAGGUGUACCGGCUCCUCCCCUUCAGUUUUGCACAGGCGUACCGGCUCCUCCCCUUCAGUCUUGCACAGGCGUACCGCCUCCUCCCCUUCAGUCUUGCACAGGCGUACCGGCUCCUCCCCUUCAGUCUUGCACAGGCGUACCGGCUCCUCCCCUUCAGUCUUGCACAGGCGUACCGGCUCCUCCCCUUCACCUUACUGUGCCUUGCCCCGCCCCUUUCAUUCAUUGGAUUUCAGUUAAUUCAAUAAUACAGGCUCAACACCGCAUAUGGGCAUAUGCAAAUACAGCCCGCCUAGAACGGCCCACUCCUCCAGACUGCCAGCCA
This is a messenger RNA of Staurois parvus, 369 nucleotides long. Lineage: Eukaryota; Metazoa; Chordata; Amphibia; Anura; Ranidae. The record is from the annotation of a GenBank genome assembly.